This is a messenger RNA of Melanaphis sacchari, 1425 nucleotides long. RefSeq names its product protein ALP1-like. Lineage: Eukaryota; Metazoa; Arthropoda; Insecta; Hemiptera; Aphididae. The transcript is spliced from 3 exons. Bases 35 to 1387 code for a protein of 450 amino acids. The record is from RefSeq and is a predicted model, not a curated record.
ACACCAUGCGUUUUGGCGGGUCCGGUUAAACUGGAUGCGUUUUGACCGGAUGGCUUUGACCAUGUCACAUCUAUGCGUUUUUGUUCUUAAAAAUGUUCCCGCCGCUGCAUUCAAAGUUCCAAAUGUCACCGCUAGUCUUCAAAUUUGUAAUCAACAAUAUUUUGCUAUUGCAUCACAUUCAACGUCCCUACGCUCUUUGAUGAUUAAAAAAAUGAAUCGUAAAAAGAUUAAAGUUGUUGCUGUAGCUGAAGCAUUAGGCUUAUUAGAUCCACCGAAAGUACAAAGAAGGUAUUGGGUACACCCACUAAAUAUGGAUCGUGAGAAAAUUGGCCAGUUUAGGACAUUUUUUGAAAAUAUUAGACAAUAUCCUGACAAAUUCUUUGAGUAUUACCGUAUGUCUAUCUCCAGCUUUGAUGAAUUGCUAAAAACACUGCGGCCACAUAUAACAAAAAGUACAACAGAAUUUCGUAAUCCGAUAUCUGCUGAAGAACGUCUUACCGUGUUUCUUAGAUAUUUAUCAACUGGUACAUGCUUCUCCGCAUUAAAAUUUGAUUUUUGUGUGGGAAGAAGUACGAUUGGAGUGAUUGUAAAGGACACAUGUAAAGUGAUAUGGUUAACAUUGAAUUCAAAAGAGAUGCCUAAACCGACCACUGAAGAUUGGGUGGAAAUAUCAAAUAUAUUUUAUACGAAAACUAAUUUUCCAAAUUGUCUAGGAGCAAUAGACGGAAAACAUAUAAGGUGUAAAAAUCCUAAUGACUCCGGUUCAUUAUAUUUUAAUUAUAAAAAGUAUUUCUCAAUCGUUUUUAUGGCAGUAGUGGACGCCAAUUUAAAUUUUGUUGUAAUCGAUGUGGGUUCAUAUGGUCGUGAAGGGGACUCUAAUGUGUUCAAGGAGUGCGCUUUUGGUAAACAAUUAUAUGAAGACAAAUUGAACAUACCAGAACCAGUUGUUUUACCAAAUACAAGUGCCAAUCCACAACCGUAUGUAUUUAUUGGAGAUGAAGCGUUUGCUUUACAUAAAAAUUUACUUAGGCCAUACCCUGGACGUAAACUUACUGAUUCCCGAAGAGUGUUCAACUAUCGAUUAUCCAGAGCAAGGCGCACAGUUGAAUGUGCAUUUGGAGUACUCGCGAAUAAAUGGCGUGUUUUACAUACGGCUAUCCAGGUCGAACCAGAUUUUACCGACGAUAUAAUAAAAGCGUGUUGCAUAUUGCAUAACUUCGUUCGUAAAAGAGAUGGCAUAAAUUAUGAAGAUUCUCAAACGCACAACUUUGAAGAUAUUGAGGCUCGUGGAACAGGAACUCGAUCGGACGGAGUUGAAGUAAGGGAUUACUUUGCGAACUACUUUAUGGGCCCAGGAGCAGUUGAUUUUCAAUAUGAUAUGAUUUAAAUUUUAAAAUAAAUAUGUUAGUUUAAGAAAAAAAUUAU